AUGGAGAAGAACGAGCAAGAAACUCCAUCGGUAGCGACAGGCAACCCUGUAGUGUUUACACUGCAGCCGCCUGAAUGCUACAUGGAGAUCCGCUCAGGGUAUGGUGCUAACGGAGCUCGCGUCUCAGGGCCCGUGCGCGUUGGCGAUCCGCUCACCUUGCUUAUUUACAUGAGGAGCGCUUAUGAUGGAUUCGACAUUGUCGUGAAUGACUGCUUCGCUCACAACGGUGCAACCAAACGGAUACAGCUUAUUGAUGAAUAUGGCUGUCCAGUAGACGACAAGCUGAUCUCUCGUUUCCGCGGCUCAUGGUCGGAGUCUGGCGUGUUUGAGACGCAAGUGUACGCGUAUAUGAAGACAUUCCGGUUCACUGGGUCGCCUGCGCUUUACAUCGAGUGUGAUGUCAGAAUGUGCCACGGAAGAUGUCCUUCUCAACCAUGCCACUGGCGCAACAUGAAGAGCGUUAAGCGGCGGUCCAUUGACACGAAGCCUGGUUUGGACCCUGCCUCGAGUGUCGCUCCACGUCUCUCCGAGAACAUCUCACUGUUCCAGUCACUUAGAGUGCUGCAGGAAGGCGAGGAAGAUCCAGAACUAGCAGCCAGCACAGGCGUAGCUCCUGAAGGCCAGACUUGUAUGAGGACAUCAGCGUUGUCGGCCAUCAUGGUGUCAUGCGGAGUGCUUAUCGCUGCAUUAUGUGGAGGCGUAUUAGCGGCCGCGCGAGGGUUUAGGCGCGGAGAACCAAGAACACCCCAUCAUGCAUAUGUUCCCCAUAAAGGAAGGAUCAAAUAA
Molecule: messenger RNA, 786 nt
Organism: Spodoptera exigua (beet armyworm)
Lineage: Eukaryota; Metazoa; Arthropoda; Insecta; Lepidoptera; Noctuidae
Source: the annotation of a GenBank genome assembly